AUUCCUUUCUUGCCCCUUUAGUUCUUCUCCUUCUCUCUCUCUCUCUCUCUCUCACCCGCCUUCGUCUUCUUCGGUCUUCGUUUCUUCAUCUCGAAGCUCCGAGAUGGCGUGCCCUCAAAACUCCAUAACAUACAACGCCACGCGCUGUGCGUGCGGGAUUGGUCAGCUUCUUAACCGGAGCUCCGGUAGCUGCGAAAUCUUCGGUUGGCCUUCGGAGAUCUCAACGGACAAAGAUGUCAGCUACAGCGUAGUAUCAUUCGCCGAGACUUUAUUCGCUUUCGACAGGAUCCGUAAGUUCACGCAGUCUCAAGCUGUGUUCUUAGAAGCCACGCUCGUUAUGCUUCUCUCCUGGUUAGUCUUUUGCUUCUUCCUAAGGUUCACAAAGCUCGGCGAUGGUCGUAAUGUCUGGUUCAAUCUCCGUUGGUGGAUUACUCGACUUGAUGUCUUCUUCUCCACUAGACAUUGGCUCGAUGAUCAGCAAAUUGUCAAGAAACGUAAAACAGAACUUGGUGGAACGUUGUCUGUUGCGAGCUGGAUUGUUUUCAUUGGACUAUUCGCUGCGCUGCUUUACCAAAUCAUAACCAAGAGAACAAUUGAAGUUCACAAUGUGAGAGCUACUAGUUCUCCAGAUUUAAUCUCGUUCGAGAACGAUUUGGAGUUUAACAUCACUGCUGUCUCUGAUAUGAGUUGCUCGAAUCUACGAGGAAUCGGUAAUGUGGUCACUGGCAAUCCCGGUUUCAGCGAAUUCAAAGUUUCUUCGCUUUCUAGUUUAGGAAACUAUACUUGUCAGAAUACAACUUCAGGGCCUACUGUGAAUUUCAAGUGUACAAGGUGUCGUCUCACCAGCGAUUACAUCUAUAUCUCGUGGCAUUUCGUUGAUCUUCCUGAUUCUCCUGCUGCUGCUGUUGGAUUUAAGUUUAACUUAACGUCUAAGAAUGGAGCUCACNAUACUGUAGUAAUAAAGUGA
This is a messenger RNA of Camelina sativa (false flax), 967 nucleotides long. Lineage: Eukaryota; Viridiplantae; Streptophyta; Magnoliopsida; Brassicales; Brassicaceae. The record is from RefSeq and is a predicted model, not a curated record.